This is a messenger RNA of Marmota flaviventris (yellow-bellied marmot), 5025 nucleotides long. RefSeq names its product plexin B3 (gene Plxnb3). Gene Ontology annotation, cellular component: semaphorin receptor complex; plasma membrane. The record is from RefSeq and is a predicted model, not a curated record. NCBI's taxonomy places the organism in Eukaryota, Metazoa, Chordata, Mammalia, Rodentia, Sciuridae. Gene Ontology annotation, biological process: regulation of cell shape; negative regulation of cell adhesion; semaphorin-plexin signaling pathway. Gene Ontology annotation, molecular function: semaphorin receptor activity; protein binding.
GCGUGCCUUUCCGUGACCCGGCUGAGUGUCCGCAGGCCCGGCUUACUGAUAAUGCCAACCAGCUCUUGUUGGUGGUCGAGGACCCAGCGGCAUGGAGGAAGCCACCGUGGAGUAUGGUGUCACAUCCCGCUGUGUCACCCUGCCUGCUGACUCCCCUGAGUCAUACCCCUGUGGCGAUGAGCAUACCCCCAGCCCCAUUGCUGGCCGCCAGCCCCUGGAGGCGCAGCCUCUGCUACAGCUUGGACAUCCCAUCAGCGCUAUAGCAGCCCUCCAGGCAGAUGGGCAUAUGAUAGCCUUCCUGGGGGACACCCAAGGCCAGCUACAUAAGGUCUUUCUCAACAGCUCCCAAGGCCAAGUGUAUCACUCCCAGCAAGUGGGGCCUCCUGGCUCACCCAUCAGCCCAGACCUGCUGGUGGACAGCAAUGGUGGCCACCUCUAUGUCCUGACUGCCCAACAGGUUAACAAGGUACCCGUGGCAACCUGCCCUCAGUUCCCCAAUUGCACCAGCUGCCUCCAGGCCCGGGACCCACUAUGUGGCUGGUGCAUCCUACAGGGCAGGUGCACCCGGAAGAGCCAGUGCAGGCGGGCAGCCCAGCCGAACCAGUGGCUAUGGAGCUACGAGGAGGACAGUCGCUGCCUCCACAUCCAGAGCCUGCUGCCAGCCCACCACUCACGCCAGGAGCAGGGCCAGGUCACAUUGUCUGUCCCCCGGCUGCCCACCCUGGCUGUGGAUGAAUAUUUCCACUGUGCUUUUGGGGACUAUGAUAGCUUGGCUCAUGUGGAAGGGCCCCAUGUGGCCUGUGUCACCCCUCCCCAAGACCAGGUGCCUCUUAACCCUCCAGGCACAGACCACAUCACCUUGCCCCUGGCCCUGAUGUUUGAAGAUGUGGCCGUGGCUGCCACCAACUUCUCCUUCUACGACUGCAGUGCUGUCCAGGCCUUGGAGGUGGCUGCCCCGUGUCAUGCCUGUGUGAGCAGCCUUUGGCGGUGCCACUGGUGCCCCCAAAGCAGCCACUGUGUACACGGGGAACAGUGCCCAGAGGGUGAGAGGACAGUCUACAGUGCCCAGGAGAUGGACAUCCAGGGGCAUGGACCGGAGGCUUGCCCCCAGGUGGUGGGGCUGGCAGGUCCCCACUUGGUACCUGUGGGCUGGGAGAGCCAUUUGGCCCUGCACGUGCAGAACCUUCAGUAUUUCCGAGGCCUGUCUGCCGCCUACCACUGCUGGCUGGAGUUGCCUGGAGCAUUGCAGAAGCUGCCGGCCUCCCUGGAGGAGACAGCUGCAGACACCGGCCUCAUUCACUGCCAGGCCCAGCAGUUCCACCCCUCCAUGUCCCAGCGAGAGCUCCCAGUGCCCAUCUACGUCACUAGGGGUGAGGUCCAGCGGCUGGACAAUGCCCAUGCUCUUCAUGUGAUCCUGUAUGACUGUGCUGUGGGCCACCCUGACUGUAGCCACUGCCAGGCAGCCAACGGGAGCCUGGGCUGCCUGUGGUGUGGUGAUGGUCAGCCUACCUGUCGUUAUGGGCCCCUGUGCCCACCAGGAGCUGUGGAGCUGCUGUGUCCCAUGCCCAGCAUUUAUAUGAUUGAGCCUCUGACUGGCCCCCCAGAGGGUGGCUUGGCCCUCACCAUUCUGGGCUCCAACCUGGGUCGGGCCUUUGCUGAUGUGCAAGAUGCUGUGAGUGUGGCCGGCCAGCCCUGCAGCCCCGACCCCGCUCUCUACCGUACCUCUACCCGGAUUGUGUGUGUGACAUCUCCUGCCCCUAAUGGCACGACUGGGCCGGUCCAAGUGGCCAUUAAGAGUCGGCCACCAGGCAUCUCAAUCCAGCACUUCACCUACCAGGAUCCUGUCCUGCUGAGCCUGAGUCCCCGGUGGGGCCCUCAAGCAGGGGGCACCCAGCUCACCAUCCAUGGGCAGCACCUCCAGACAGGAGGCAACAUCACUGCCUUUGUGGGUGGCCAACCCUGUCCCAUCCAGGAGCCGGUGUGUCCUAAGACCAUCGUGUGCCGCACCAUGCCCCAGGCCACACCAGGAGAAGCAAUGGUCCUUGUGGUCUUUGGCCAUGCUGAGCGCAAACUACUCAGCAGCCCCUUCCGCUACACUGCCAACCCCCAGCUUGUGGCAGCAGAGCCCAGUGUCAGCUUCCGGGGGGGCGGGCGGCUGAUCCAUGUCCGGGGCACAGGCCUGGACGUGGUGUGGCAGCCCCUGCUGUCCGUGUGGCUGGAGGCCGAAGCAGAGGUAAAGGCUUUGGGGGCUCAGCCCCAGGACCUGAACCCAAGGAGGAGCUGUGAAGCCCCUGCUGCAGAACCCCAGACUUGUAUCCAGCUUGGGGGAGGCUUGCUACAGUGUUCCACCAUCUGCUCUGUCAACUCGUCCGGCCUCCUCCUGUGCCGUAGCCCUGCUGUACCAGAUGGGGCCCACCCAAAGCGGGUAUUCUUCACCCUGGACAAUGUGCAGGUGGACUUUGCUAGUGCCAGUGGGGGCCAGAGCUUUCUGUACCAGCCCAACCCCCGCCUGGCCCCGCUCAGCCGUGAGGGACUCGCCCGCCCCUAUCGCCUCAAGCCGGGUCACAUCCUGGAUGUGGAGGGCGAGGGCCUCAACCUGGGAAUCAGCAAAGAGGAGGUACGUGUGCACAUUGGCGAUGGUGAGUGCCUGGUGAAGACGCUCACGCUCACCCACCUGUACUGUGAGCCACCCCCACACGCCCCUCAGCCCACCAACAGCUCCAGUGCCCUGCCGCAGUUUGUGGUACAGAUGGGCAACGUGCGCCUGGCCCUGGGCCCCGUCCAGUAUGAAGCGGAGCCCACCAUGUCUACCUUCCCUGUGGAGGCCCAGGUGGGCCUGGGCAUGGGUGCUGCCGUGCUGAUCGCCGCUGUGCUCCUCCUCACCCUCAUGUACAGGCACAAGAGCAAGCAGGCCCUGCGGGACUACCAGAAGGUGCUGGUGCAGCUGGAGAACCUGGAGACAGGUGUGGGUGACCAGUGCCGCAAGGAGUUCACAGACCUGAUGACUGAGAUGACAGACCUCAGCAGCGACCUUGAGGCCAGUGGGAUCCCCUUCCUGGACUACCACACAUUCGCUGAGCGCGCCUUCUUUCCUGGCCAUGGUGGCUGCCCACUGCUUCCAGAACUCGAGGGGCUUGAGGAAGAAGGCCGCCGUGCCACUGUUCGCCAGGGCCUCACGCAGCUCUCCAACCUGCUCAACAGCAAACUCUUCCUCCUCACACUCAUCCACACCCUGGAGGAGCAGCCUGGCUUCUCCCAGAGGGACCGCUGCCACGUAGCUUCGCUCCUGUCCCUGGUGCUGCAUGGCAAGCUUGAGUACUUGACCGACAUCAUGAGGACUCUGCUUGGUGACCUGGCGGCUCAUUAUGUACACAAGAACCCCAAGCUCAUGCUACGCAGGACAGAGACCAUGGUGGAGAAGCUGCUCACCAACUGGCUGUCCAUCUGUCUCUAUACCUUCCUGAGGGAAGUGGCUGGUGAGCCCCUGUACAUGCUCUUCCGCGCCAUCCAGUACCAGGUGGACAAGGGCCCUGUGGAUGCUGUGACAGGCAAGGCGAAACGGACCCUGAAUGACAGCCACCUGCUGCGGGAGGAUGUGGAAUUCCGGCCCUUGACACUGAUGGUGCUUGUGGGCCCUGGGGCUGGCGCCGCAGUAGGGAGCAGCGAGAUGCAGCGUUUGCCAGCCCGGGUGCUUGACACGGACACCAUCACCCAAGUCAAGGAGAAGGUGUUGGACCAAGUCUACAAAGGCACCCCCUUUUCCCAGAGGCCCUCAGUGCAUGCCCUAGACCUUGAGUGGCGCUCAGGCCUGGCUGGUCACCUAACCCUGUCAGACGAGGACUUGACCUCAGUGACUCAGAACCACUGGAAGAGACUCAAUACUCUACAGCACUACAAGGUCCCAGAUGGAGCAACAGUGGGGCUCAUCCCUCAGCUGCACAAUGGUGGCGCUGUUUCCCAGAGCCUGGCUCAGAAUUGCCCCUCAGGAGAAGACAUUCCCAUGCUGGAGGAUGGUGACGAUGGCGGGGUGCGCCUCUGGCACCUAGUGAAGGCCACCGAGGAGCCAGAAGGGGCCAAGGCACGGCGUAGCAGCCUCCGGGAACGGGAACGGGAACGGGCCCGGGCCAAGGCCAUCCCAGAAAUCUACCUCACCCGCCUGCUGUCCAUGAAGGGUACACUGCAGAAGUUUGUGGAUGACACCUUCCAAGCCAUUCUCAGCGUGAACCGGCCUGUGCCCAUUGCUGUCAAGUACCUGUUUGACUUCCUGGAUGAGCUAGCAGAAAAGCAUGACAUUGAGGACCCAGAGACCCUGCACAUCUGGAAGACAAACAGCCUCCUGCUGCGGUUCUGGGUGAAUGCCUUGAAGAACCCACAACUGCUCUUUGACGUGCGGGUGUCGGACAACGUGGAUGCCAUCCUGGCCGUCAUUGCACAGACUUUCAUCGACUCCUGUACCCUCUCGGAGCAUAAAGUGGGCCGGGAUUCCCCAGUGAACAAACUGCUCUAUGCCCGGGAGAUCCCUCGCUAUAAGCAGAUGGUGGAGAAAUACUACGCAGACAUUCGCCAGAGCCCUCCGGUGAGCUACCAGGAGAUGAACUCUGCUCUGGCUGAGCUUUCUGGGAACUACACCUCUGUUUCCCACUGUCUGGAGGCUCUGCAGGAACUCUACAACCACAUCCACAGGUAUCAUGACCAGAUCAUCAGUGCCUUGGAGGAGGACCCCGUGGGCCAGAAGAUGCAGCUAGCCUGCCGCCUGCAGCAGGUUGCUGCUCUGGUGGAAAACAAAGUGACUGACCUGUGAGCUUAGAGAACACGUCACCACAGUACCUUAUGGUCCCUGAACCGAGCCAUUGACUGAGGAGGGCCCGCAGAACUUGGGUGGUGUUGAGUGCCCACUGCCUCACCACAGGGCUUAUUUCUAAUUUAUAGCAAUCCCUACCCCUUCUCCAACUGUAUUUAUUUGCUUACUGGAGAAUCUGGAAAUAAAACAGAAAUACGUCUUUAAAAAAAAAAGUCCAAUCCCCA